AUGCCAAUGGCUGCCAAGCUUUAUGUUCUCAUCCGCUGGCCAGACGGAAGCCGUGUUAUCAACAUUGAAAACAUCAAGGAACCACGGAAACCUUUCCACCUCUAUGAGGCUGGGGAGCAAGUUCUGGCCCGAUGCCCAGGCUUCAGUGGUCUGUAUUGGGGAAUUGUGGAAGGAAUAAGCGGUAAGCAGAACUCACUAUAUAGCUAAGUUUUUGUAAUAACCAACAAACAAACACACUUCCAUUAAUGGGUGGGUUUUAUGGAGGUACUGCCUUGAAAAUUUGUUCUAUUUGCUCUCCAAGAUCUCAGAAGUUCCUCCGUUGUUCUGCUCAAAGAGGAAAGAACCCCAAAACUUUGAAACUCUUUUUCCAAGUCUUAUCAACUUUGAACAGCCCAGGACUCUCAACAGGCCAUCCUGUGCCCAUAAGGGAUCAAAGGAUGGCAUCCACUAGGGAUGCAGGAUACAUUUGGUUUUAGCAAUUUGCAGCAUGUGAACCACAGCACAACUAAAAUCUGCACUUCUUCAAGCAUUGCAUAGAAUCAUAGAAUCAUAGAAUCAUAGAGUUGGAAGAGACCACAAGGGCCAUCAAGUCCAAUCCCCUGCCAAGCAGGAAACACCAUCAGAGCACUCCUGACAUAUGGUUGUCAAGCCUCUGCUUAAAGACCUCCAAAGAAGGAGACUCCACCACACUCCUUGGCAGCAAAUUCCACUGUCGAACAGCUCUUACUGUCAGGAAGUUCUUCCUAACUUGCAAUGCUGUUCUCCAGCACAAAUAAAGGUAAAGGGACCCCUGACCAUUAGGUCCAGACAUGGCCGACUCUGGGGUUGCAGCGCUCAUCUCGCUUUACUGGCCAAGGGAGCCGGCGUACAGCUUCCGGGUCAUGUGGCCAGCAUGACUAAGCCGCUUCUGGCGAACCAGAGCAGCACACGGAAAUGCCUUUUAUCUUCCCGCCAGAGUGGUACCUAUUUAUCUACUUGCACUUUGACGUGCUUUCGAACUGCUAAGUUGGCAGGAGCAGGGACCGAGCAAGUGGUUUAACCUACACAAAUAGGGAACAAAAAUUGUGCACAUUAAGCGAAAGUGUGCGGAACUGCAUGGCAGUGUGCUUAGAGUGUUGGACUUGGACCUGGAAGACCAGAGUUCAAAUCCCCACUCAGCCAGGAAGCUCACUGGGUGACUUUGGGCCAGUCCCUGCCUCUCAGCCUAACCUGCUUCACGCCUUGAGCCAUCUUGAGUUCCUUGGAGGAAAGGCAGGAUGUAAAUGUAGCGCAUAAAGAACAAUAAUACAGGUGUUAAUAUAAAUAGCAUACAAAAUACAUUACAUCAGGGGGAAAUUGCUUGCAAAAAUAGAUAUAUUAGGGAAUAUGAGGACAAAAAUGCUGAUUUUUUAAUAUUACAAACAUGUGCAAACGUGGUGAACUGAGCUUAAGUCUGGAAAAAAUGGAGAGAUCUCCAUCUAAGAGAUUUGUGCAUCCCGUACAUCCACAACACAGCUUGACUAACAACCAGCAUUCACUGCAGGCCCAGAAAAGUGUGGCUCCAUCUCCCCGCAAUUAAUCAAAUGUUUUUUGCUUCCCUCAAAAUCUGAGUAGAAAUUUCCUAAUUUACCCUUGAAGAUAACUAGUGUCACAGAGUGAUUUAAAAUGGUGGUCCUGUACAAAUGUACUUGGGAAUAAGUCCUGUUAGACCUGGUAGGACUUAAGGUAAAGUUAAAGGGACCCCUGACCAUUAGGUCCAGUCAUGGCCGACUCUGGGGUUGCGGCGCUCAUCUCGCAUUAUUGGCCAAGGGAGCCAGCGUACAGCUUCCGGGUCAUGUGGCCAGCAUGACUAAGCCGCUUCUGGCGAACCAGAGCAGCGCACAAAAACGCUGUUUACCUUCCCGCCGGAGUGGUACCUAUUUAUCUACUUGCACUUUGACGUGCUUUUGAACUGAUAGGUGGGCAGGAGCAGGGACCGAGCAACAGGAGCUCACCCCGUUGCGGGAAUUCGAAACGCCGACCUUCUGAUCAGCAAGCCCUAGGCUCUGUGGUUUAACCCACAGCGCCACCCGCGUCCCGGUAGCACUUACUUCCAAGUAAAUAUUCAUUAAAGCUGGGCUGCAGAAGACCAACCAUGAACCAGAUCAGGAGGUCCUUAGUUCAUAUCUUGCCACUGCUAUGAGCUCUCUGAAUGGGCCUUUGGAAAACUUCUGUCUCUUGACUGCAGUCUGCUCAUCUGCAAAAUGGGCAGAAUUCAUGGCUUUUUUGAGGACCGCUGAAACAAUGAAUUGAUCCAACGAAAUCACUGUGCAUGUGGAACUUCCCCUCCUUAUCAUUCUCCCUGUGCCCUCAGUCACCCAGAAAUCUGCACCAAUGAAGUGAGAAAACCCUCAGAGCAGAUUUGGGGGUGGGGAGGGCUUGCAGAGGUGCACCGAGGGCCGGGGGGCGGUGCGGAGAAAAAGGGGAAGUUUUGUUGGGCAAGACAGAUUUCUGCUCAUGCAAUGACUUGGAAUCAAUCCACUGUAUAUGAAUUGCCUUGAGUAUUCCAAAGCAUUAAGUAAAUGGCAUGUAUUAUUGUUGUCAAAAUUUUGUAUUGGGCAAAAGUUGAUGACGGUUCUACAGCACAGUGGGAUGGAUUUGCCUGCAACCUUUGUGGAGGUGAAAAAUGAAUAUUAAAAGGCCUUUCUUCCAACAGAGCAUAAAUAUAUCCUGGAGAAAAAGCUACAAGAGGAUAAAGAACUGCUGGAGAUGUUGGGUAAGCAGAGUCCCUAAUUGUGCUUUGUAAGUGCAGCAGGGGCUCAGGGCAGUCCAAUAUUAAAUUUUCAAAACAUAAUUCAGAAAGGAUCUAAAUUAGUAUGGUUCCAAAGCUUCCUUCUGCAUUUUCCCUACCCUUCUACACCAAUAAAUGAGAACAGAGAUUGCACUUGAAAAUUGUGUCAAAGGGGAGAGAUAAUUAUCAUUAAAUGCUCGUAGAUGGGGCAUCCUUACCUUACUUCCGAGGUGGCCAAAAGACUUUUGUGGCUGUCCUUUAUUUCAUUCCACAAAUCAUCUCGGCAGUGAUCUUCAUUUUGCAGCCUCCCUGGGUGCCUGCACUUCCUCAAAAUCCCAUGCUAUUUUUGGUUGAACUUCCCUAUAAGCAUGGGGAGAUGGGGAGGCUGUCUACCAUGUUCCUGGCAGUAUGAAGGGGAAGGGGAAUAGAUUCAGUUAAUAUAAUAAUAAUAAUAAUAAUAAUAAUAAUAAUAAUUUUAUUAUCUAUAGCCCGCCCAUCUGGCUGGAUUUGCUCAGCCACUCUUGACGGCUCCCAACAGAAUAAAACUUCCAGCAUUAAAAACUUCCCUAAACAGGGACUUAAAUGUGGACUUACUGAAUUUGCUGUUUUCAAAACGAAUAUGUGAACCAAAACACAGCCUUCAAAAUUCAGUGCAAUUCUCUGGCCAAGAAAUGUCUACAAGCAUGCAGAUACUUAGCUAUUUUUUGCAUAUAAAUGCAUAUAGUAGUGAAAAUAAUAUACAAAAAUGCAUUUAAUUGGAGAAAAUGGCUUUGCAGAAAUGUGUACACACUAAAAUGCUGAUGAAUUUUCAUGAGGACUUUUUUUUUUAAUCACAAGCGGAGAAAUACAGAACUGAAUUUAAGACUGGGAAAAUGAGAAACUGAGAGAAACUAAAGCUGGCAUCUCUACCGGACAGCUGUGAAUUGUUGUUUUUAAAAGAGGAAGUCAGUUUCCUUAGAAGAAAAAUCAGCAAGCACACAAAUGUCAGACACUUGUUACCCAGCCUUCCCACUUUCCUAUAAUUGAGAUAAAGUCCUGGGGAAGAUAACUCUUCCUUUGGCUUCUUUUUCAUAUCAGGAAGUGCGGGCAGCUAGGGAGGCUGCAGAGCUCUAGAGAAAUGUCUAAUGGAAAGAAAAAAAACACACACACACACACACACAAACAAACAAACACGUAGUGUGAUGGUCAGAGUGUUGGACAAGGACCUAGUUCUGGUCUCCACUCAGCCAUGAAGCUCACUGGGUGACCUUGGGCCAGGCACUGUCUCUCAGCUUAACCAACCUCACAGGUUUGUUACAAGGAUAAAAAGAGGAGCGAGAGAAAGAUGGGGUGCAAAUGUAAUAAUCAAUAAAUGUUCUUCCUGGCCUCUGUACUUGUGGAAUGCUUGCUGGGCAGCUGGUCCUGAUGCUGCCAGUCUACACUGACAAUAUUUAGCUAGAUCAACCAAUGCUCUGACUAAGAUACCAUCCUACAUUCCUAAAAAGUUUAGGCAGCAGAUGCUGUAAAAGUUCCCUGUUCAAGUUCCUGGAAAGCCACAGCCCAUCACAGUAGAUGACAAUGUGGGACUAGACAGACUAGUCUUUAUAAGGGAAUUCUCAAUAUGGAAUAUUCUAGUCAUGCUAUACAGUGCAAUUCUUUGGCCAACAAAUCUGUACAGUGGUACCUCUGGUUAUGUUCGCUUCAUGUUACGUUCUUUCAGGUUAUGUCCCGUGGCGACCCGGAAGUACCAGAAAGGGUUACUUCUGGGUUUCGCCACUUGUGCAUGCUCAGAUGUAGAAAAUGAUGCACAUGCGCAUAAGUGGUGAAUUGCGACCCGCUCAUGCGCAGAUGCACAGCUGCGGGUUGCGCUCUUUUCAUGUUGCGAACGGGCCUCCAGAACAGAUCCUGUUCGCAACCAGAGGUACCAUUGUACAAGCAAGAAUAACACACACAAUGUUAUUGUUUGGUGCACUUUUCUUGAUUUCAGAUGAUCAGUCAGCAGUGCAGAAUCUGGGGCCACCACAGCCAAAGAGGUCCAGAAAGUCCUUUCCCAAGUGGAACCCAGGGAACGGUUUGAAGAAAUGCCCCAGUGAUAAAGAUGUCGAGACCACUGUGGAAGAUGAAGAGGCUGAUCUCCAGCAAGAUCCUGCAACCUCUUCUGGCCUUAGAGAGGUGCGCACCCUUGGUGUCAUGAUGAGGUCCCAUUCCUCUGAACCAGCCACUCCUCACUCUUCUACUCCCUUUCAUGUAUCGCCUUCUUUCCUAACGAUAUCUUCUGCUGGGGCAUUCCCAAGAGGGGCAACGAGGCCAAGCCCAGCAACCAGAGGUAAAACAUCUGUUAUGAUCAAAGAAUGGAAUGAGGCUGCAAGAGGUGUACAGCAAAUGUGAGAUGAUUACAUUCAUUUGUAUUCCCAGCAUAUGAGCCUGCUAAUUCGUAUGCCAUGUGUUCUGAGUUGUGGGAAAUUGCAGUCAAACAGAACUAUGCAUGAGUGCUAGUUAGUGCAUGGAAGAGCUGCAGGGGUCAGCAAACUUUUUCAGCAGGGGGCCAGUCCACUGUCCUUCAGACCUUGUGGGGGGCCAGACUAUAUUUUGGGGGAAAAGAAGAAGAAUGAAUUCCUAUGCCCCACAAAUAACCCAGAGAUGCAUUUUAAAUAAAAGGGCACAUUCUACUCAUGUAAAAACAUGCUGAUUCCCGCGGGCCAGAUUUAGAAGGUGAUUGGUCUGGAUCCAGCCCCCAGGCCUUAGUUUGCCUACCCAUAAGCUAAGGCAAUAGAGUUGAAGUCCUAGGCUCAGCUAGGUCACUCCCCCUUUUCUCCAAUAAGGGAGGAAGUGAAGACUUCUUCCUGUUAUCUCUCACUCCAUGCCAUGUAACUGAUCAAGGAAGACGUGCUCCAAGCUUAGAGCAUGUGUUUGAAGCUACACUAGUGGCCAAAAUUGUGGGAACCUUUUGGGGAAAGUGUAUUUCUGAGGUUUGAUGGCUCAUAACAGCUGAUUGGCUCUCUAAACACUCAUGCUCAUUGGCUACAUUCAAAUGAAAUCAAUCACCCUAAGCAAGUUGUGCAUCCUUUUUCUGGUUAUUUGGCUAUAACUUUUGAUAGGUAAAGGUACCCCUGCCCGUACGGGCCAGUCUUGCCAGACUCUAGGGUUGUGCACUCAUCUCACUCUAUAGGCCGGGAGCCAGCACUGUCCGCAGACACUUCCGGGUCACGUGGCCAGUGUGACAAGCUGCAUCUGGCGAGCCAGCGCAGCACACGGAACGCCAUUUACCUUCCCGCUGGUAAGCGGUCCCUAUUUAUCUACUUGCACCCGGAGGUGCUUUUGAACUGCUAGGUUGGCAAGCGCUGGGACCGAACAACAGGAGCGCACCCCGCCGCGGGGUUUCGAACCGCCGACCAUGCGAUUGGCAAGCUCUAGGCGCUGAGGUUUUACCCACAGCGCCACCCACGUCCCUUUUGAUAGAAACAUAUAAUUGAACAAACUUUGUUGCAUUACAUUCUUCAAUAAAUUAUCUUUCCAUUGAUUUACAAUUUUAUGGUAUUACUCAAAAUGAAGUGGUGUUAUGAGCCAUCAAACCUCAGAAAUACACUUUUUCCAAAAGGUUUCCACAAGAGUGUUCUGCCUGUGUUUUCCUUGCUGCUGCUUGGAUAAAUUCAUGAAUCUGACCUUUGGCAUGCUUUGUACGUGAAGCAUUUUAAACUUACUUCACAGCAUGGUCUGUUCAUUUUAAGCAGGUUAGAAGAAGAGGAGCGCUUUUUGCAAGUGGACUGAUUGGGAUAAAAAGAUUUAACAGCCUACAUUCCUAACACUUCACAGUGCUGCUUAACUUUUAUGUGUUUAAACUCUGCUACUGGAGGCUUCUCUCCUGCUGGAGAGUGAGUUUAAUCCCACGUUUUGAAUCCAGGCACCCAGCCGAUUCUUUUGCUAUUCGCCCCACACGCAUGGGUCACAAGGAUUAUAUAUUUUCCUCCCACAUGAGUUUCAUACAGAAUUUCCUCCCUUGCAAGGGCUUCCUUCCCCACUGUGGAGGAAACGCAAUGCAUACAAAGGAAUGACUUUGUGGCUCUUCUCCCUCCAUUGAAAUGACUGAUAAAUUGUGGAUUUGAGGGGCUUCCUGUGAGCAUAGAAGCAUAUAUGAGGUUUCUGAGCAUGAAGAUGCACUUAUCAUUAUUGAAAGAUCUACAAUGACUCCCAGUACGUUUCCGAGCACAAUUCAAAGUGUUGGUGCUGACCUUUAAAGCCCUAAACGGCCUCAGCCCAGUAUACCUGAAGGAGCGUCUCCACCCCCAUCGUUCAGCCCAGACACUGAGGUCCAGCGCCGAGGGCCUUCUGGUAGUUCCCUCACUGUGAGAAGCCAAGUUACAGGGAACCAGGAAGAGGGCCUUCUCGGUAGUGGCACCCGCCCUGUGGAACACUCUCCCACCAGAUGUCAAAGAGAAAAACAACUACCAGACUUUUAGAAGACAUAUGAAGGCAGCCCUGUUUAGGGAAGCUUUUAAUGUUUAACAGACCACUGUAUUUUAAUACUUUGUUGGAAGCCGCCCAGAGUGGCUGGGGAAACCCAGCCAGAUGGGCGGGGUAUAAAUAAAUUAUUAUUAUUAUUAUUAUUAUUAUUAUUAUUAUUAUUAUAUUGAAUUACAUUUGGAGCCGACUCUACAGUAACAUUAGACUGGAUCUUCUCCUCAGUAUCUCUGUCAAAGAAAUCAGAAAAUCACACAUCAAAAUGGAUACCUAAAUGCUGUUGAAUCCUUAGAAGACCAUCACUUUAAUGUGGUGGUCAUAAAUGCAUUGGUUGCACUUAGAACAACAAUGGGGUUUUCAUCUGCCAUGUUUAAUUUUACAUAAUCUUUCCUUAUCCUAUCUUCUUUUUUAGAUUACAAUAACAUAGCAACUAGGAGGAGGUCUGAUGAUCUUCUGGCCCAAUGUCAGAAACAUAUCUUCAUAAACAGGUAAUGUAUUCCCCCCUCCCCCUAAAAAACCCCCAAAUUGUACAAAUGUGUCAUGGUAUACGGAUCAAGCAUUUUGAUUUUCAUUUUCAUUAGGAGUAGGGGUUGGGGAGAAGUUUAAUUUGGUUCACGUUUAAAGGCCAACCUAUGUAAUCCACACUUUCUGAAAGUAUACGCAAACCGAAACACAGCCAUCCUUUGAAAUUUGCACUUCUCUGAAUUUUGCAAUGCAGUUCUCCAUCCAAGUACAAAAAUGCAUGUACUAGGGUAAAGUGUCCCUAAAAAUGCAUAUAAUAAUAAUAAUAAUAAUAAUAAUAAUAAUUUUUAUUUAUACCCCGCCCUCCCCAGCCAAGGCCGGGCUCAGGGCGGCUAACAAGCAAUAAUAAAAACAAGCUGAAUGAUUACAACUUAAAAACAAAAUUAAAAUACAACAUUAAAAUAUUGAAACAUUAAAAUAUUAAAAUGUAGCCUUAUCGCAGGAGAAGAAAGGAAAAGAAAAAAGAAAGGGAGGGAGGGAAUCAAAUUGGCUCCAAGCCAAAGGCCAGGCAGAACAACUCUGUCUUACAGGCCCUGCGGAAAGAAAUCAGAUCCUGCAGGGCCCUGGUCUCAUGAGGCAGAGCGUUCCACCAGGCCGGAGCCAGAGUUGAAAAGGCCCUGGCUCUGGUUGAAGCUAAUCUAACUUCCUUAGGGCCCGGGACCACUAGGGUGUUGCUGUUUAUGGACCUUGAGGCUCUCCGUGGGGCAUACCGGGAGAGGCGGUCCCGUAGGUACGAUGGUCCUAGGCUGUGAAGGGCUUUAAAGGUCAAAAGCAGCACCUUAAAUCUGACCCUGUACUCCACCGGAAGCCAGUGCAGCUUGAAAACAUAUUAAUGAAAUAACACAAAAAUGCAUUGUAUAAGGGGAAACUGCUUUGAAGAAAUGUAUCUAUUAGGCAAAUUUUGCAAAGAAAUGUGGAAACAUUAACAGAGGAGAAAUGAGAAUCUGAAACUGACAGAUUCACCCAUCCCUAAUUAGGAGUGCAAUUCAGUUCCUGGCAAAAUGUGUUAAGAGGAUUUUAAGUUGAGCGGUGAACGUGCAUAAUCACCAGCCAUGGUGCACAUUCACCAGCCUCGUGGAGAAUGUGCACAUAAUCCUUCCAUGGAAAGGUAAUUGUGCACAUUUCCUGGUCCAUAUACACAAACAGGCCUUGGAGGAUGUGCAUAUGGUGAAUGGAUUUUGUUUACACUUGGGAGAAGAAGAUGGUUAAAGAAUAUUUUGCUCAGCUAGAGAUGAAAGCAGGUGAGCUGCAUAAUGUGCAGGAGGGUUGUGCUAUGACACAGGUGGGGAACCUCAGACCCAGAAGCUGAAUGUGGUCCUAGCAGCCACUCUGUUUGGCCCUUGAGAGUUUCCCUAGGCUCCACACCCUUCCCAGGCCACAUACCCUUCUCGCUCUGUUAUGCAGCCUCCUUGGAUGUUUCUGACUGCUUGUAAUGUAUUAAUAGAAUCUGAUAUAAUGUCUCGUGCAUGUCUGGAUGGAGGAAAGAUAAGUCUGUGUGUAGACACUAACCAAAAAAGGAGGAAAAAAAAUUUGCUUUUCUGCCCAAGUUUGCCUCCAGUUGCACCCAUCAGUGUCAGCACUUCACACACACAAAAUGAAACAAAACUGUAUAAUCUUCUCUUGGUCUAAAGAUAGUGGGUUGUCGCUGUUUUUAAUGAACUCUGGAGUCACUUGUUUCAGCUAUCUGUUUGUUCUUCUAGCUGUGACAAGUCAAAGGACACCAAUUCUCUGGAAAUGGAUGGCUUUGAGGUGGCUCAGAAAGUCUUCAGUGCUUGUGAAAUGGAAAGGUAAUCUGGCAGGGAAGAGACCCAUCUGCCCCUAAUUGCAUUUCUAGCAUCUUGCGGGAAUAUAAUGGGAUAUAGAUUAGACAUGCCUGGAAACCUAAUAGCAAUUUUCAGGCCCACAAACUCACCUGGCUUUUCCAUUGGAUGGAUUCUAGCUGGAGUGUCCAGCAUUGCUAGUGAUGGCAGAGAAGUGAAAUAUUUCAGAAUCACAUACCAGCCACUUACUAGGUGGGUUCCUAACACAAACACUAUUGUUUUCCUUCUGGCUAGAACUACAUAGGGCAGUUCCAGCAGUGGACUGUGACACCCCUAUGUUUAAUUCUUCAUAACACUUACGCCAGGGUUGAGUAACCCUUUUCAGUCUCAGGGUCAAAUCCUCAGCAAUUUCUCAUAACAUUCAGAACUGCUGUGCUGAAGUACAGGGGUCACACACCAGUAAUUAAAGGUCUGAUAUAAAAAUGUCAGCAGCUGAAAUUUUCCUCAUAAUUGUAUUUCCAGAUUAGAACAGGCUUGCCCAGUCUAAUUUGUCCCAGCCACACAGCUGUAAAGGUGUAAUGCACCAUUUGCUUUCUUCCUAUCCCUGUACUUCUUGCUGCAAGCUGCUCCUAUUAGAAGAGAGCAAAUCUCUUCAGCAAAGAAAAUACAGGAAAUGCCUCGUGUUCCUUCCUUCUGAUUGCUUAGUAGCAGCAAGUGUGACUAAGUAUCGUUCACAACAGCAGCACCUUCAUAUCUGCCUAAUUAGCCAGAGAAGGUUGCCACCUCAUUUUGUUUCCUAACUUUCUUUAUAUUUCAUAAUUUACUUAUUUAUUUCAUUAAAUUUAUAUACCGCUUGAUUAUAAAGAAACCUCAAAGAGGUUUACAAAAAGAUAACACACGAAAAUCAAUUAAAAAAUCACAACCAUACUUUAAAACAGAUGCACGUUAAAAUACCGAAACAGAAUAAAAUUACCUCAACUUUCUAAGCAUCUGGGUAGGCUUGUCUAAACAAGAAUGCUUUUAACAGGCACUGAAAAGAGUACAAGUUACAGGUAGGUAGCCAUGUUGGUCUGCCGUAGUUGAAACAAAAUGAAAAAAUUCCUUCCAGUAGCGCCUUAGAGACCAACUAAGUUUGUCAUUGGUAUGAGCUAUCAUGUGCAUGUAUCUGAAGAAGUGUGCAUGCACACAAAAGUGGUGCCAAUUCCAUUUAUCAAAGUGGUCGAGUGGGUGCAUGUGGGGUAAGGCGAUAUAUAAUUGACUUCCCCCUUUUUGUUAACGAAAGCUAAGGCUCUAGACCUCCAGCUGGAGGUGACGGGGGAAGGGAAUGAAUGUGAAGAUGAACUAGAAAGUGUUCAACGUUCUACCCCAACAUGAACUUCCUUCACCUUUAGUUCACCUGGCAAUUAUGGGGACUACUUCCAGGAGUAGCUCUGAGGUUUUCGCACUACAUCCAACUGAACUAGUUCAUUUCAGACAUCUAGAGGGCACACGGUUCAGUAAAGCUGACUUAGAUGGCUUGACAAAAAGAGAAAGAGAGAGAGAGAGAGAUGUUUUUGGACAAUGGAUCUGUCCAUAGCUAUUAGUGAUAACAGCUGAAUGGAACCUCCAUUAGAAGCAGAAUGUCACACUGUGUACCAGGUGCUGAGGACUGGAGACAAAGAAUAAGAAAAGGCUGUCAUGUUCAUUCUCUGUCUGUGAGUGCCCCAGACAUCUGAUGUUCUAAAUUGAUGUUCUAAAGGGAGUGCUAGACUGGAGGUCCUUUAUCUGAUUAAUCAAGGCAGUUCUUAAGUGCUAAAAAGAGUUUGUUGCUAUUGCUGCUAUUGUUGUUGUUGUUUAGUCGUUUAGUCGUGUCUGGCUCUUCGUGACCCCAUGGACCAGAGCACACCAGGCACUCCUGUCUUCCACUGCCUCCCACAGUUUGGUCUGAUAGCUUCAUCAUCCAUGAAUUUGUCUACCCUCCUAUCCCCCCCUUUUAAAGCCAUCCAUGUUGUUGCUUGACUCCUCUAGGGAAGAAAAGAUCGAGCAUCUUGAACAAAUGGUCCUCAGCCUCCAGAGAGAAGUCCUCUCCUUGAAGCGGAAAGUACAGUACCUGGAAGCCUCCUCCUUUAAGGAGCAAGAGCCCGCACGCCAUCCCUGCGAGGCAUCCGAACUCUUCAAUGGGUACACCAGGGGGCAACUCAAAGAGGCCAUCCGGUUUGACCAGAAGAUCAGCACCGCUUGCAAAACACUCCUCUACAAGCUCUUCAGUUCUGACUAUAUACAGAGCCAUUCCAUCACGGGGAGGCGGGGAAACACCUUCCGGGAGGCUAAGCCCAUGAUGGACGAGAGAUGCAUAAAAAUCAUCAGGGUUUUGCUGAAGCAGAAGUUUGGGGACCAUCUGAGCGACACGGUGAUCACGGAGAAGAUCCAGAACGUGCAGAAAGCUCUGAGGCAGAAAUUCAAGACAGAAUGUCUCUGA
Messenger RNA from Podarcis lilfordi (Lilford's wall lizard), 11926 nucleotides. NCBI's taxonomy places the organism in Eukaryota, Metazoa, Chordata, Lepidosauria, Squamata, Lacertidae. The record is from the annotation of a GenBank genome assembly.